Dovyalis caffra is the source of this 270-nucleotide messenger RNA. NCBI's taxonomy places the organism in Eukaryota, Viridiplantae, Streptophyta, Magnoliopsida, Malpighiales, Salicaceae. The record is from the annotation of a GenBank genome assembly.
AUGGAACGGUUGAAAACAGAUAUGGAAGGGAUCAGUGAGGGACAAAAACGCAUAAAAGAAGGGCAAGAAGAAAUACGAAAAAAGUUUGAAGAAAUAGAAUCUGAAUGCCACAAACUCAAAGAGGAGACUAUGAACAUAGCCAAACAGAGCGAUUGCAACCAGAUCAGGAUCAAUCUAAUGUUUGGCAUUGUGAAAGCACGUCAAGAUAACAACUUUGCCCAGGCUGAUCACCUUACUCAGCUCCUCCGUGAGGAAAUGGCAAAGGAAUAG